AUGGGCACGGUUCAAAAAGGAAUGUCCCAUAAGUGCUACCACAGCAAAACCAGAAGAGUCUACAAUGUCACCCAGCAUACCGUGGGCAUCAUUGUCAACAAGCAGGUUAAGGGCAAAAUUCUGACCAAGAGGAUCAAUGUGCGGAUUGAGUGCCUCAAGCAUUCAAAGAGCAGAGACAGCUUCCUGAAGAGGGUGAAGGAGAACGACCAGAAGAAAAAGGAAGGCAAAGAGAAGGGCACCUGGGUGCAGCUGAAGCGCCAGCCUGCGCCACCCAGAGAAGCACACUCUGUGAGGACUAAUGGAAAAGAGCCUGAGCUGUUGGAGCCCAUUCCAUAUGAAUUCAUGACCUAA
Mus caroli (Ryukyu mouse) is the source of this 351-nucleotide messenger RNA. The record is from RefSeq and is a predicted model, not a curated record. Lineage: Eukaryota; Metazoa; Chordata; Mammalia; Rodentia; Muridae.